Staurois parvus is the source of this 375-nucleotide messenger RNA. The record is from the annotation of a GenBank genome assembly. Lineage: Eukaryota; Metazoa; Chordata; Amphibia; Anura; Ranidae.
CUAGGGUUCCCCCACAGUAGGAUUUCUGAACUAGGGCUCCCCCACAGUAGGGUUUCUGAACUAGGGCUCCCCCACAGCAGGGUUUCUCAACUAGGGUUCCCCCACAGUAGGGUUUCUCAAGUAGGGUUCCCCCACAGUAGGGUUUCUCAAGUAGGGUUCCCCCACAGUAGGGUUUCUCAAGUAGGGUUCCCCCACAGUAGGGUUUCUCAACUAGGGUUCCCCCACAGUAGGGUUUCUCAACUAGGGUUCCCCCACAGUAGGGUUUCUCAACUAGGGUUCCCCCACAGUACAGCUUGUCAACUAGGGUUCCCCCACAGUACAGCUUGUCAACUAGGGUUCCCCCACAGUACAGCUUGUCAACUAGGGUUCCUCCAC